AUGGGAACAUGUAAUCCUUCCACUACACCAGUUGAUAUUGUACCCAAGCUCAGUGCCAUGGACGCUUCUGUAGCCGAUGGCACUCUCUAUAGAAAACUGGCAUUAGCCCUGCAAUAUCUCACCUUCACACGACCGGAUAUCACCUAUGUUGUUCAACAACUGAACCUUUUUAUGCAUGCUCCGCGGGAACCACACUUUAAUUUCAUGAAACACAUUCUUCAGUACAUAAAGGGCACUCUUGACUUUGGCAUACAUAUAACCAUCUCUCCCCGGCAUACUCUCACAACGUACUCUGAUGCCGACUGGGGAGGUGGCCCUGAUUCGCGUCAUUAUACUUAUGGAUAUUGUGUCUUUCUUGGCGAUAAUUUGGUCUCAUGGUCUUCAAAUAGGCAACCCACCAUUUCAAGAUCUAGUGCUGAAGCCGAAUAUAGAGGGGUUGCUAAUGCAGUUGCUGAAUCAUGUUGGAUACGCAAUAUUCUACUUGAGCUUCAUGAUCCGAUUCAACGGUCUAUGAUAUAUUUUGAUAACAUCUCACCAGUGUACUUAUCCGAAAAUCCAGUCUAA
This is a messenger RNA of Cynara cardunculus var. scolymus (artichoke), 564 nucleotides long. RefSeq lists its product as uncharacterized. The transcript has a single exon. NCBI's taxonomy places the organism in Eukaryota, Viridiplantae, Streptophyta, Magnoliopsida, Asterales, Asteraceae. The record is from RefSeq and is a predicted model, not a curated record. The coding region runs from base 1 to 564 and encodes 187 amino acids.